Plasmodium coatneyi is the source of this 1230-nucleotide messenger RNA. Its product is annotated as 60S ribosomal protein L10a. Gene Ontology annotation, molecular function: structural constituent of ribosome; RNA binding. Gene Ontology annotation, biological process: translation. The record is from RefSeq and is a predicted model, not a curated record. The transcript has 2 exons. Gene Ontology annotation, cellular component: large ribosomal subunit. NCBI's taxonomy places the organism in Eukaryota, Apicomplexa, Aconoidasida, Haemosporida, Plasmodiidae. The coding region runs from base 577 to 1230 and encodes 217 amino acids.
AUGCACUACUACAAACUCCGUUAAGGGUUUAUAGCAUUUUUUCUCUGCGCGGACUUUUCUUCACCCUCGCGAAAAAUGUAAACCUCGUGAAUGGGUCCUCCCCUAUACGCAUAUUUUCAUUUUUAUAUACAAUAAAGCGGCCCAAAAAUAUAUAUACAAAUGUAUGUUAUGGAGUGAAUAAUAUUUACAAUACAUAUUGAGAUUGUACAUUCGUGUUUUUUUUUUAUCCUUACCCACGCGACGCGUAGUUUUUCUUUGGGUUUUCACCGCCGAUUGAAUUUUUUUUUUUUUCCCCAUUUGUAAGUUUCCAUAUUUUAUCAACCCACAAUUUUUUUUUUUUUUUUUCCUUUUCAUUUUUUAUAAAUUCAACCAAAAACAGAUGCAAUUGCAAAAUAAAACUCCACUCUGUUUUAAUUUCCCUGGAGAGAACAUUUGAUAAUUCUUUGAACAGAAAAUUUACUCAAGCGAUUGCUUUAUUUAAGAAAAAAAAAAAAGUUUCGUAUAAAUUACGAAUUUGAAACCUCCCUUCUGAAUAACUCUUUAAGUGUUUUCUUCCUUUUAACGCGCAUUUACACAAUGAGCAAGCUAAAUCAGGAUCUCUUAAAAAAAGCCAUCUCCGACGUGUUCGAAGGCACAAAAACGAAAAAGAGAAAAUUCGUUGAGACGAUUGAGCUGCAGAUCGGGCUGAAGGAUUACGACACGCAGAGAGACAAACGUUUUUCAGGAACAGUAAAAUUAUCUAAUGAAGUGAGAAAGAAACUGAAGGUAUGUAUACUGGGAGAUGCUGUACACGUGGAGGAAGCACAGAAACUAGAAUUAGACUAUAUGGACAUAGAAGCGAUGAAAAAAUUAAAUAAAGAUAAAACACUGGUUAAAAAGUUGGCCAAAAAAUAUGAUGCGUUCUUAGCAAGUCAGGUUAUCUUACCACAAAUUCCAAAACUUCUUGGUCCAGGUUUAAACAAGGCAGGAAAGUUUCCUUCCCUAAUUACCCACAAUGAUAAAAUUAAUGACAAAAUUUUAGAAUUAAAGUCUUCCAUAAAAUUUCAACUGAAGAAGGUUUUAUGCAUGGGUGUUCCUGUUGGUCAUGCGAACUUGAAAGAGGAGGAACUCAGAUCCAACAUUGUACAUGCCAUUAACUUUUUGGUUUCUCUUUUGAAAAAAAAUUGGCAGAACAUUAGGACUCUGCACAUUAAGAGCACCAUGGGAAAGCCCCAGAGAAUUUACGGCUAA